Messenger RNA from Anthostomella pinea, 3219 nucleotides. NCBI's taxonomy places the organism in Eukaryota, Fungi, Ascomycota, Sordariomycetes, Xylariales, Xylariaceae. The record is from the annotation of a GenBank genome assembly.
AUGAACCAACAAAAGCUGGUCGAACUGCUGCAGGCGUGCCAGAUUCCCAACACCCAGAAGGUCAAGGCUGCCACCGCCGAACUGCGCAAGAACUUCUACCCUCACCCCGACUCCCUGCUCGGUCUGCUUCAUGUCAUCGUCUCGCACCCGGACGCUACUGUGCGCAUGCUUGCCGCGGUCCAGGCCCUGCGACUUGUGCCCAAGCACUGGGACAACAUAGAUGCCUCGCAGAAACCCGCCGUCCGCGUCCAGCUGCUCCAGACCAUCGUGACGGAGCAGGACAAGAAAUGUCGCCAUGGCCAGUCGCGUGUCAUCGCUGCCAUCGCCUCCCUCGACUUCCAGAACGACGAGUGGGCAGACAUGCUUCCCUCGGUCAUCCAUUUGGCCACCUCCGAUGAUGUUGCCCAUCGCGAGGUUGGCUCCUACAUCAUCUUCAGUCUCGUCGAGGCCGACCCGGCCUACUUCGAGGAUCACCUCCCCAAGCUGUUCGAGCUGUUCACAAAGACCCUCCGAGAUCCGCAGAGCCGUGAUGUCCGAGUCAAUACCAUGAUGUCCAUCAGCGCAGUGCUGAUGAUGGUUAAUGCCGACGACGAGCAGUCGGUGAACACCAUUCAGGAGUUCGUGCCCGCCAUGGUCGACGUCCUCAAGGAUGCCGUCCAAAAUGACGACGAUGAGAGAAUACAGCAGUCUUUCGAGGUCUUCCAGUCCUUCUUGGCUUACGAGUCUGCCCUCGUGUCUCGCUACUUCAAAGACCUAGUUCAGUUCAUGCUGGACCUGGCUGCCAACACUGACGCCGAUGCCGACGUACGUACGCAGGCUCUAGCCUUCUUGGCACAGUGCGUGAGGUACCGUCGCAUGAAGAUCCAGGGUAUUCCGGACAUGGGCUCCCAGCUCAUGAAGAGGAGUCUCCUAAUUCUUUCUGAACUGGAAGACGAUGAUGAGGACGACGACAUGACUCCUGCGAGGUCUGCUCUGACCAUGAUCGAUCAGCUUGCGAGUGAUUUACCACCGCGGCAAGUCAUUGUCCCUCUGCUUGAGGAGUUGCCCAAGUAUGCGAGCUCCGAUAAGCCUGGUCACAGACGGGCUUGCAUCCUGGCCCUUGGCAACUGUGCUGAGGGUGCGCCCGAGUUUGUCUCUACCCAAAUCGCGUCACUUAUGCCCAUGGUUCUUCGUCUACUCCAGGAUCCUGAAAGAAGCGUUCGUUACUCUGCUCUUCUCGGUCUGAUGCGGCUGGGUGAGGACUUGGCCGACAGCAUGGCCCCUCAUCACGAUGCCAUCAUGACCGCCUUGGUGCUGAAUCUGGAUGCGGCAAGCAGUGACCCAAAUGACAAGAAGAACACCGAGGUCAUCCGCUCCGUCUGUGGUGUUAUUGACGCUCUGGCUGACGGCUUGGGAUCUGAAAUCAUGGGCAAGUAUGCCGAUAGCAUGAUAAACCGCGUUGGAACCUUCCUGUCACAUCCCGACUCCACUGUCAAAGCUGCCGCAUCAGGUGCCAUCGGGGCUAUCGCCUCAUCCAUCAAGGGCGCAUUCGUCCCUUACCUGGACCAGAUCAUGACGGCCAUGUCCGCUUUCAUCAUGGCCGAGAGCGGUGACGAGGAAUUAGCCUUGAGAAGUGCUGCAUGCGAUUCCAUGGGACGUAUCGCUGUCGGCGUUGGUGCUCAGGAGUUCAGCAGCUUUGUCAUGCCGCUGUUGGUGUCAAGUGAGAAGGCUCUUCAUCUUGGCAACCCUCGUCUGAGAGAAACCACUUUCAUCUUGUGGAGCCAGCUUGCCACCGUAUACAAUGGCGACCUUGGAGACUCACUUGCUGGCAUCUUCAAGGGGCUCUUCGACAGCCUUGAGUUGGAAGAAGAGGAAGUAGAUCUGGACCUGUCUGAAGACCAGCAGGGCCUUGUCGACGAGGAGAUAGUCCUACAAGGGAAGCGACUCAAGGUGAAAGCUGCUGGCGAAGCAGAUGACGAGGAGGAUGCUAUGGAUGAUGACGACGAGGAUGACUGGGACGACCUCGUUGGUGUAUCGGCUCAGGCUAUGGAGAAGGAGAUCGCCCUCGAAGUCCUCGGCGACGUCAUCUACGCCUCCAAGGAGAAAAGCGCUCCUUACAUCGAAAAGGCUGUCGAGCUCGUCACUCCUUUUGCGGAACACUCGUAUGAAGGAUGUCGGAAGACAGCUAUCGGCACCCUUUGGCGGACCUAUGCUUGUGUGUGGGAGGCCAUGGAGCAGCAGGCAGGACGCAAAUGGGAAGCUGGUCUGCCUCUGAAGUUCGAACCAGUCGCCAAUAUCAUCAAACUUGGUGAGAUCGUCAGCACGGCAACUCUGCAACUUUGGCAAGAGGAAUCUGACCGGGAUGUGGUCACGGAGAUAAACCGCAGCGUUGCUUUCACCCUCAAAGCUUGCGGUCCGGCGAUACUGGGCCAGCAGGGCAUGAUGGAGCAGAUCAUCACGGUAAUAGGUACGAUUGUCACUCGGUCCCACACGUGCCAGCUAGACAUGGGCGACGAGGAUGAGGAUCAAGACCCUUCUCAGGGAAGCUCCGAGUGGGAUUGGCUCAUCAUCGAUACGGCACUGGACGUCAUGAUUGGGCUCGCCUGCGCGUUGGGACCCCAGUUCGCCGAGGUCUGGAAAGUCUUCGAGAAGCCGGUGAUGAAGUUCGUCAGCUCCAACGAAGCCAUCGAACGGUCAACCGCCGUCGGCGUGGUAGCUGAAUGUGUCGCCUACAUGGGCAGCGCCGUCACGCCAUACACCUCGAAUCUGCUACGGACGUUGCUGCACCGCCUUUCGGAUGAGGACAAGGAGACCAAGUCCAAUGCGGCGUACGCCACCGGGCAGCUCGUGUUCCACUCAGAAGACGCCAAAGCAUACCUUUCCAGUUAUCCGCAGAUAAUGGGCAAGUUGGAACCUCUAUUGCAGAUCAAGGACGCUCGCCUACAGGACAAUGCUGCGGGUUGCUUGUGUCGUAUGAUUCUGGCACACCCAGAUCAUGUUCCCAUUGCCGACGUAUUACCCGCUCUGGUCGACCUGCUUCCUCUCCGGGAGGAUUACGAAGAGAACAAGCCGGUAUAUCAGUGCUUGCAUGAGCUCUAUGUUAUUUCCAACCCUACCGUGCAGGAGCUUACGCCCAAGCUAUUGCCUAUCUUCCACAAGGUUCUCAGCCCACCCGAGGAGCAGCUUGAGGAGGAGACGAGGGAGGUGGUGAUGGAGAUGGUUCGGAUUCUCACCAAGUAG